Molecule: messenger RNA, 2277 nt
Organism: Thunnus maccoyii (southern bluefin tuna)
Lineage: Eukaryota; Metazoa; Chordata; Actinopteri; Scombriformes; Scombridae
Exons: 9
Coding region: 9-1895 (628 amino acids)
Source: RefSeq, a predicted model, not a curated record
CAUACACAAUGUCUCUCGUCGUACUUCUCUUCACUGUUUGUGUGGUGUACUCACGGGAAACACAAGGGUCCAGUGAUGUGACAACUGUGUUUAUGCAGAAAGGGAAGGAUUUACAUCUGCAUGUUAACAAACCUGUUGUUCUAGUAGAAGACAGUGACUUUAGAUGGAAAUUCAAUAAUACUCACAAUGUAUUAAGAUUAUUUCCUGAUAAUAGAACAAUAAUAAGUAGCAGUUAUGAAGGAAGGGCUGAGUUUUCUCUACAAAAUCACUCUUUACUUUUGAAGAAUGUGAAACAAAGCGACAGUGGAGAUUAUACUGCACUCAUAACCGCGGACGAAGACCAACGUCUAGCUGAAUACAAGGUCAUAAUUCAAGGGUCCAGUGAUGUGACAACUGUGUUUGUGCAGAAAGGGAAGGAUUUACGUCUGGAUGUUAAGAAACCUGUUGUUCUAGAAAAAAGAAGUGAAUUUAGAUGGAAAUUCAAUAAUACUCACAAUGUAGUAAGAUUAUUCCCUGAUAACGAAACAAGAGUAAGUAGCAGUUAUGUAGGAAGGGCUGAGUUUUCUCUACAAAGUCACUCUUUGCUGUUGAAGAAUGUGCAACAAAGCGACAGUGGAGAUUACACUGCACUCAUAAUUGGGGAAAAAAACCAACGUCUAGCUGAAUACAAGGUCAUAAUUCAAGAUCCAGUGUCUCCAGUCCAGCUGUCAGUGGACUCUGUGUCUAACAGCACAGAGUCCUGUAACCUCACUGUGAGCUGCAGGACAGAGCGCUCUCACAUCAGCAGCACUUUUGAAUGUAACAACCAAAACUGCUAUCAGAAGGGAGGAGAGCAAUCAGAGGUCACAUCCUCUGAUUCUUCUCUCCAUGUCUACUUGCUGAAUGACUCCAUCAUCUGUAACCAUAGCAACCAGGUCAGCUGGAAGGAAGACUUGAAGAAGAUUCGGACUUUCUGCCCUCUAAAUACUGAUCCAGUGUCUCCAGUUAACCUGUCCGUGGACACUGUGUCUAACAGCACAGAGUCCUGUAACCUCACUGUGAGCUGCAGUACAGAGCGCUCUCACAUCAGCAGCACUUUUGGAUGUGACAACCAAACCUGCUAUCAGGAGGGAGGAGAGCAAUCAGAGGUCACAUGUUCUGGUUCUUCUCUCCAUGUCUACUUGCUGAAUGACUCCAUCAUCUGUAACCAUAGCAACCAGGUCAGCUGGAAGGAAGACUUGAAGAAGAUUCGGACUCUCUGCCCUCUAAAUACUGAUCCAGUGUCUCCAGUUAACCUGUCAGUGGACUCUGUGUGUGUCAGCACAGAGUCCUGUAACCUCACUGUGAGUUGCAGGACAGAGCGCUCUCACAUCAGCAGCACUUUUGGAUGUGACAACCAAACCUGCUAUCAGAAGGGAGGAGAGCAAUCAGAGGUCACAUUCUCUGGUUCUUCUCUCCGUGUCUACCUGUUGAAUGACUACAUCAUCUGUAACCAUAGCAACCAGGUCAGCUGGACCAAAGACUUGAAGAAGAUUCGGACUCUCUGCCCUCUAAAUACUGCUACUAAUGGGAGACUAAGAAUAGGCAUCAUAGUCAGCUGUUUGGUCGUCAUCUUUGUAUUUGCUUUGGCCUUUUCAAAGGAAUCACUAUAUACCAACAGUGCAAAAACAGUAAAUGCUGUUCCUCAGGACAUCAAUCUAGCCCAAAGUCCUAAUCAGAAUGCCACAGACGAUGCUUCAGGUCUUUCUCCAGAGUCCACCCAUGCUUUGGUAGGAUUUCCAACUAGAUCCACAGGAUCCACUGAGACUGAAAACGCCACCCUACCAGAGACCCUUAAUGCUCCAGUUACCGAGGCUCCAAAGUCCAACCACCAUCCUGAACUGAAAAACACAGAUAAUAUACAUUCACAGGACUAAAUCAUGAUGUGUCAUGAUGGAUUCUAAGUCUAGCUUGAACCGUUCAUCCGAUCGACUCCACACUUGGAAGGUGUAUGGCUGGGGAACAAAGGGAGUGCAGUGUUGAAUUUGGUGCAAUGUGGACAUGCAGCACGAUUGGUAUUAAUAAACUUAUACUCUGAAUAAAAAAGUGAUCAAGCUCCGCUCUCUGCAGCAGUGGGCAGAGUUGAGCACAGCCGCUCAGCUCUGUGUCUGAGUUCAGUGGGGGCUUUUCGAUAUAAACACUGUCACGUCACAGCGGGGCGGGACUUCUGGGCUCUGACUUGACUCCACACUUGGCUUGUAUACUGCUGAGGACACAAGGAAGCACAGUGUCGAGUGUGAAGUUAUUUAGACACAUGGU